AUGACGUGACUCCACGGAGCGUCCCCUCUGGCAUUGACGACAGUCUCGGUUUCCUGCCGACGUUCGGCCCGUGUUUCGUCAAUCUGUACGGCAGCCUAAGAGAGUUCACCGCCUUCAGCGAUCCGCACGAAGCGCUCAACCUCGGAAAAGGGGAGGGAGUUGCUUACAGAGGUCGAGUUUUACUGGAACUAACCACAAAACUGGCGGACAAGCCGGAGCAGAAAACCGAAGACAUCCCGUCAGAUGACCUGCUGGUGGUGGAGAAAUUUCUCAGGAAGAGGAAGUUCUCGCUCUUCGUAGCGUUUUACUCGGCCUCGCUCCUCCAGGACGUAGACGACGCCAUCCAGUUCGAGGUCAGCAUCGGUAACUACGGCAACAAGUUCGACUACACCUGCCUCCCUCUGGCCUCCACCACCCAGUUCAGCCGGGCGGUGUUUGACGGUUGCCACUACUACUACCUCCCCUGGGGAAACGUGAAGCCGGUGGUGGUUCUGUCCUCAGAGUGGGAGGAUGUCAAACCGAGGAUCGAGGCUCUCAACAUGCUGCUGGCCGUCAUCGAGAGACUG
Messenger RNA from Plectropomus leopardus (leopard coralgrouper), 566 nucleotides. NCBI's taxonomy places the organism in Eukaryota, Metazoa, Chordata, Actinopteri, Perciformes, Serranidae. The record is from RefSeq and is a predicted model, not a curated record.